AUGCAACCACUGCCAACCACUGCACCAACACCGCCUUCACCACAUAUCACAACGAUUCCGAUCUCAGCAGUAAUGGAAAAGAGCUCUUCCCCCAUGGAAGAGAAGUUUAGCACGUUCCCUGAUGCAUCUUCGGAACAACCGUCUUCACGCUCUUCAAGUAGGAUACCGAAGUACGUGCUCACAUCAAUGGAAAAGGAGCAAACAAACGAGCCUGGGUCGAAAGUCUCUUCUGCACCUACAGUUUCUCCCCCACCUGCCAAACCCUCAAAUCAUACAGAUCUUGUGAUUGAUCGUGAAAAUGUUUCACCCACUUCUCUCAACUCUCCUUCUAACCCGAAACCGAAGCCUAACACUGGCAUACCGAAGCCAUCAAAAAUUCGCCCUCCCAGCACAAGGCAGGUUCAGAUGUGUGCAGCCGGUUCUCAUUCUUUGAGAUUUAUAGGACGAGACCCGGAUAUCUCGAAUUCCGAAGUUUUCUGA
Messenger RNA from Cylicostephanus goldi, 480 nucleotides. Lineage: Eukaryota; Metazoa; Nematoda; Chromadorea; Rhabditida; Strongylidae. The record is from the annotation of a GenBank genome assembly.